Messenger RNA from Mugil cephalus (flathead mullet), 1465 nucleotides. It is a transcript of the gene them4, whose product is annotated as thioesterase superfamily member 4. The transcript has 6 exons. Bases 299 to 1060 code for a protein of 253 amino acids. The record is from RefSeq and is a predicted model, not a curated record. NCBI's taxonomy places the organism in Eukaryota, Metazoa, Chordata, Actinopteri, Mugiliformes, Mugilidae.
GAAACCGGAAGUUUACAGACGACGAUGACACAUGAAAGUCACCGGUAAAAUGCUCAUAGAGGGAGGUAAAAGGGCGUGUGGUUAUUAUCCGUGGUACUGGAACAGAAAUAUGACUCAAACAUGUUUAAGGAGCAACACACACAGACAAUGAGCUUUUACUACAACGCUAGUACUUUGUUACGGUGUUAGCUAAGGAGAUAACUACCUCGUAAACCUCAACCACGGUUACACCAUCAGGGAAACUGAGAAAACAGGCCAGUUAGUCCAGUUUUGCACAUUAUCUUUAAAUAGUUUAGCGAUGGCAAGGAGCUUCUGUCGACUGUUUGGGGGCUUUAAUAGCCGCAAUUCACUCCCAUUCAUGAAGGCUCCACUCAGACAACCGUGUGCCAGCUUUUCAUUCAAGACCGCGUUUGAACGGACCAUGGUGGCGCUGCCACUGGCCUUUUCCUCGAAGCCCCGGGACUUCAGCCUGCCUAACUCCUCGUGGGGCACAGAAAUGAAACGGUUGUACGAGCAUUAUAACAGCCCGUGUGAGGAGGAGGGGGAACAAGGAGACAAACAGGGAGGUCUGUGGAGGAGGCUGCCAAGCUACAAUCGUUCGCUCAAGUAUGCCACAGGUGGCAUGUAUCUUAGUAAAGUAAUCCAGUCGAAGGCUCGUCUUUUUACGCGGAACAUCAGAGACCCGGGGGCAGCUUUUGAGUACGUCCUCUUCGUUAGCAAAGAUAAACAGAAGUGUGUGUGCAUCUUCCAGGCUGGACACCUACUGGAGGGACCACCAGGACAUGUCCACGGGGGGGCGAUAGCCACUAUGAUUGACACUGUAACAGGAACUCAUGCUAAUGUGCUCUCUGCUCCGGUCAUGACUGCCAACCUGAACAUCAACUACCGCAGCCCCAUCCCACUGGGGAGUACAGUGUUGCUCGAAUCCUCUCUGGACAAGAAAGAAGGCAGAAAAGUGUUUUUUUCAUGCAAAGUGACCAGCACCGAUGGCUCCAAACUGCACACUGAAGCAACAGCACUGUUUUUGUCAGUCAAUGUCAGCCAUUUAUUCGGCGAAUGACGAAUGCAGCAGGCUGACACGAACCCAAACACUCAGCAAUCAGGCUGUAACAAGUGUGAGUGUGUUGUUGGUUUGGAUUAUGUUCUGAGGAGUGUGUGAUUAUUUUCCAGGUGAUCACAGAGAGAAAGGACAUCUCACCUUUUAUCAAAUACUAUAGUGAUAUCUUAUGAAAACUUUGUAGUAACAGUUUUUUGAAGUACCUUUACAUGACUGCUUCUCAGUAUUGUUACUAAUACAUAACAGUAUAUAUCUAACUUAUAUUUACAAAACAUUUUCAAGAUAACUUAUUGUAUAUGGACAUUUUUUGUAACGUUGAAGACAUUGAAAGUUGAGUUACUGCUCAAAACCUGCUGGACAUGCUCAUGUGUUUCAUCCAAUAAAGUCUGCAUAACUGUAUUAUUUAUA